Molecule: messenger RNA, 2010 nt
Organism: Aethalodelphis obliquidens (Pacific white-sided dolphin)
Lineage: Eukaryota; Metazoa; Chordata; Mammalia; Artiodactyla; Delphinidae
Product: tetratricopeptide repeat protein 8-like
Biological process (GO): non-motile cilium assembly
Cellular component (GO): BBSome; ciliary basal body; non-motile cilium
Molecular function (GO): protein binding
Source: RefSeq, a predicted model, not a curated record
AAUGAGCUGCUCCUUGCCCCCCGCCCUCCCUGUGCUGGGCCCUGGUCUUUCGCGGCUGGUUCCCGGCUGCCAUGGGCUUGGAGAUGGAGCCGUUGCUCCUGGCCUGGAGCUAUUUUAGGCACAGGAAUUUCCAGCUCUGGGCAGAUCUGUGCAUGCAGAUGCUGGAGAAGUCCCCUUAUGACCAGAUUGAGCAUACUGAGCUGGCAGCCUGGAUUUUAAAAGCACGAGCACUAGAUGAAGUGGUGUACAUAGAUGAAAUUGACGUAGAUCAGGAAGGAAUUGCAGAAAUGAUACUGAACAAAAAUACUAUUGCUCACAUUCCAUGUCCUGGAACAUCUCUGAAACUCCCUGGAACUAACCAGACAGGAGGGCCUAGUCCAGCUGUCAGGCUAAUCACUGAAGCUGAAAUACCCAUUAUAGGUUUCCUUAGACCCAGCACACAAAGUGGAAGGCCAGGAACUAUGGAAUAGGCCAUUAGAACACCCAGCACUGCCUACACAGCUUGCCCUAUCACCAGCUCAUCUGGAAGAUUUUUUAGGCUGGGAAUGGCUUCCAUGCUUACAAGUCCUGAUGGACCUUUUAUAAAUUUAUCUAGACUGAAUUUAACAAAGUAUGCCCAGAAACCUAAAUUGGCAAAGGCUUUGUUUGAGUAUAUCUUUCAUCAUGAAAAUGAUGUUAAGACUGUUGUGGAUUUGGCUGCCCUUUCCACAGAGCAUUCUCAGUACAAGGACUGGUGAUGGAAAGUGCAGAUUGGAGAAUGUUACUACAGGUUAGGAAUGUAUCUUGAAGCAGAAAAACAAUUUAAAUCAGCCCUGAAGCAGCAGGAAAUGGUAGAUACUUUUCUCUACUUGGCAAAAGUUUACAUCUCAUUGAAUCAACCUGUGACUGCUUUAAAUCUUUUCAAACAAGGCUUAGAUAAGUUUCCAGGAGAAGUAACCCUACUUUGUGGAAUUGCCAGGAUCUAUGAGGAAAUGAACAAUAUUUUAUCAGCCACUGAAUACUACAACGAGGUUUUGAAACAGGACAACACUCAGGUGGAAGCCAUUGCAUGCAUUGGCAGCAACCAUUUUUAUUCUGAUCAACCAGAAGUAGCUCUCUGGUUUUACAGGCGAUUCCUGCAGAUGGGUGUUUAUAACUGCCAGCUUUUCAACAACCUGGGGCUCUGUUGCUUCUAUGCCCAGCAGUAUGAUAUGACUCUGACCUCAUUUGAACAUGCCUUUUCUCUGGCUGAAAAUGAAGAGGAGGUAGCUGAGGUCUGGCACAACUUGGGACAUGUAGCUGUGGGAAUAGGAGAUACGAAUCUGGCCCAUCAGUGCUUCAAGCUGGGUCUGGUUAACAACAAUAACCAUGCAGAGACCUACAACAACCUGACCAUGCUGGAGAUGCAGAAGGGCCAUGUCGAACACGCAAGAGCACUGCAGUUGCAAGCUGCUUCAUCCUUAGCACCCCACAUGUAUGAGCUGCAUUUUAAUUUUGCAACAGUAUCUGAUAAGAUGGGAGAUCUACAGAGGAGCUAUAUUGCUGCUCAGAAGUCUGAAGCAGCAUUUCCAGAUCACCUGGGCACUUAACACUUUAUUAAGCAGUUAAAGCAGCAUUUUGCCAUGCUGCGAUUUUUCCUCGGACUAAAGAUAUUCUUAUGGAGGGACAUUAUGCAAGGAAAACAGUAGCGUAUAUAUAUGUGUAGUACAAACAUGUGCUUGAUAUUAGUGAAGGUGACAUAAGGGAAAUUAAACCAGGAUAUUUAAAACUUUAUAAUAAUAACUUUAUAAGAUAAUGUUUUAAAAGAAAGGAUUUAAGCAUUUGUAAACAGAUUAUGAAAUCUACCACAUUAUAUGGUAGAUGUUUGUUUAUAAUGUUUAUAAAACACUUUCAUGAAUUGACUCAAAUUUUAUAAAUUCACAUUUUUAAUGUCCUUUAUCUGACCAUUAGCUAUCAUGUAGCUUAAAGGGUCUGAAAUCUGCCUUUAAAAUUGCACUUUUAGGACUAAAAGUGUAUAUAUACUUAUCCUUG